GCUGGCGCCCAGGCCGCAGCCUUUUACCGGAGUGGGCUCGAGGCCGGCCCCGCACCUCCCAGCGCUGGAGCCUUCUUCCCGGGGCCGCCCCGACCCGCCGCGUUCCGCCUCCCGGGCUCCGCUCCGUUGCUGGGCUCCCCUGAGGAGGCCGGUCUGGGGCGAUGCGGGGCCUUUCUUUUUGUUCUUAGCUGUGUCACGCGCGUCGGCACCCAGAGUAUAAAGCGAGCAUCCCCAAAGUGGCGCUAGUGGCAGCGGUGCGGGCGUGAUUGGCACACGGGGAGGGCGGGCUGGCCGCGCCGCUCGUCUCUUUCCCUCUCCGCCCCGGGCCGCCGCGGUGCCCACGUUGGCAACAGUCGCGUCCUGGCAGGUUCUCAGCCUGGCCCUUGAGAUGAUGGGAUUGGGAAACGGACGUCGGAGCAUGAAGUCACCACCGCUCGUGCUGGCUGCCCUGGUGGCCUGUAUCAUUGUCCUGGGCUUCAACUACUGGAUCGCCAGCUCCCGGAGCGUGGAUCUCCAGACGCGGAUUGUGGAGCUGGAAGGCAGGGUCCGCAGGGCGGCUGCGGAGCGAGGGGCCGUGGAGAUGAAGAAGAAUGAGUUCCAGGGGGAGCUGGAAAAGCAGCGGGAGCAGCUGGACAAAAUCCAGUCCAGCCACAACUUUCAGAUGGAGAGCGUCAACAAGUUGUACCAGGACGAAAAGGCCGUUUUAGUGAAUAAUAUCACCACAGGCGAGAGGCUCAUCAGAACCUUGCAAGACCAGUUAAAGGCCCUGCAGAAGAGUUAUGGCAGGCUGCAACAGGAUGUCCUCCAGUUUCAGAAGAACCAGACCAACCUGGAGAGGAAGUUCUCCUACGACCUGAACCAGUGCAUCAGUCAGAUGAAAGAGGUGAAGGAGCAGUGUGAAGAGAGAAUAGAAGAAGUCACCAGGAAGGGAAAUGAGGCCGUGCCUUCACACGAUCUAAAUGAACAGAAGGACCAAAGCCAGCAGCCCCGAGCCCCCAGUGAGCCCCAGCCCAGGCCGCAGGAGGCAGGCCCACCCCAGGCAGAGAUGCCGGAAGCAAGAGGAAACGUGCCCAGCCACGGUGAGCCCCAGACACCAGCCCCUAGCUCUGAGGUGGCGCUUGAUUUGAAGAGACAAGGUGAGAAAGAGGAAACCAAGGAAAUUCAGGUCGUCAGCGAGGAGGAGCUUCAGAGGGACAGCCUGGCACUGCCGAAGGAGCCAGGCCGAGAACAGGAGGUGGAAGGAGACAGACAAGUGGGCGGAAAAGGCAAUGGAGAACCCGGAGAGCUGGGCCAAAUCCCACAGGUCCCAGCCGCCCUGCUGGCCAGCCAGGAGAAUCAAGAGGCGGAGGGCCCUGAACGGGACCAGCUCGUCAUCCGCGACGGACAGGAGGAGGGGCAGGAUGCCAACGAGGAAGGGAGAAAUCAGCAGAAACUGGGAGCUGAUGAUGACUACAACAUGGAUGAGAAUGAGGCAGAAUCUGAAACAGACAAGCAGGCAGCCCUUGCAGGGAAUGACAAAAACAGAAAUGUUCUUAACGCUGAAAAUCAGGAAGGAGACACAAUAAAUUUACUUGAUCAGCAUGAAAAGAGGAAUCACACACUCUGAAUCAAACUGGAAUCCCAUUCUUGUGUGUCAGAAUCGAACAGAGAUCACUACACUAGUCACAAGGGAUUGAAUACUGUGAAUAAUGUACUAAGUAAAAUAUCUAAAGAUGAUUAUUGUGGAGUUUUAGUUUGUAUUUACAAUGUAGGAAAAUGAGAUUGUCUUUGAGACAGUGUUUUAGAGGUAUUUUUGAAGUGUUUAUAUUGAGAUGUCAAAAUUGUUGAAAUUUGUUGGCUAAUAGGUAUUUCAUAAGAAGAUCAACACCAGAAAUAGAACACAGGUCCUCCUUCAAGUACGACAACAGCAGGAUUCAUGUUGUGAAGUGUAACCUUCGCUGUGAAGGGGACUCCCAUACUCGCAGAGCUCCUUGUCUUCAGGUCCCUCUGGAGUCACUCUUCGCCAUGUGCUGCGCUGAGACAGGAACCAGCCCUGCAGUCGGCACUGAGUGAUUUUUGGUUUAUUCUUCCGUGCUCACUUCUGGUUCUGACAAUCAGUGGCCUAGAGCACUGACUGUUAACAUAAACAUCACUAGCAACGGUGUUAAACAAGUCUAAACACAGAGGUGUUUUCUGUGAGGAUUUUUUAAAAGACUGCUACUUGUACAAUAACCCUUGUCAUUAAUGUACAAAAUGCUUUCAAGUGACUUGUAAUUUGAGUACCUGUGAUCUAUACUUGCCUUGCUUAGUAUGUGUGGGCAAAGCAUGACCAAGAAAAGCCACAUUCGGAUUAGACUUCUGACACAACAGGGGCCAAAGCAGGGCUGACCUUGGGCACGUGUGGCACAGAAGGUAGUACCGCACUGUGGGUGGUUGUGCUGCGGACACUGCCUACUUCACUGCUAGAAGAGAAGAGAAAUUUGAUGAUGAAGGAGAUACACAGCAUACAGAUUUGGAAAGUUUAGAAAGUCAAAUGCAGUAGUUGUCUUUUUCAGUUUACACAUGUACCUUGUGGUAAAGGACCAUAUCACAAACUGAUUUAAAAACCAAAAUUUAAUUUGAAAAUGACUAAUCAUAAUUUGCUUAAUAGUGACAUCAGGUUUGAGUUGGUUCUUGCAAAUAAACAGGCUCUUGUCAGACUUCACACAUUAGUGACCUUUAGAAAGGCUCCCUACAGGGUUAAGUGGGUGGUGAUGUUUAUUAAAUCAACAUUCUGAGUCAUAGGGCUUGAGAUACAGGGGCUUCAGGUCAUGUGACACAACCCCCUGUUAACAGAGAUGAGACGGGGGCCCAGAGGACUUCUGAAGCUUCUCCAGGCCCAGCCAGCGUGCCUGCCUCGAAGUCAGCUGCGGACUCCUGGUGCCCCUGCUGUCACUGAGGGGCGGGGCCUGGUCUGCAUUCAGGUUAUGAUCGCCAACUUGAAUGCUGUGUGGUAUUUUCCUACCUAAUCAUUAAGAUUAUAACUGUCCACCCAGAAAAGGCAACUGAAGGGUGUGAAAGUAGCUUUAUAAGAUACUCAUCUAGGUCCUUGUCCAGCCUCCUCCUGUGUCUAAGUCUUAAUCAAUCUUAGGGUUGAUGUCUUGCAUAGUAGCCUUUAUUCAUCUCAUGUUUUAUCAGUGUGCCUCGAGUUGCUGAGAAAUGAAACUCUGUUCAUGUUUUAAAACUGCUUUCAGUUUUCCCUUCAUCUGCUGUUGAAACCCUAAGGAAUCAGCUUGUAAACUGUGGAUUAAGGAUGGUUGUUUGCCUUAUUAAUUAAACCUUUCUGUGGAAUGAGAUGCUGAUAUAAAUAAAAAAUAAUCAUGAUUUAAUCUCCCUGUACAGAGGCACCUGAAAGCUGUUUGUUCAGGAGGUAUGUACUUUAGGUGUUUCUUCAAGCAGUCAUGCUUUAUUGCUGUUGGCUUCCCUUGGGAUCAACUAUUCCAAGGAACAAUCUAGAGAUGCCACAGCUAUUUAUUUAAAAAAUAAAACCUGUGUAAUAAGCAUCAGAUAGAUUAUCAAACAAUGUGGUCUUUUGGGUUCAUCUAAAAGCAGCAGCUAAUCCAAUUUUUAAUAAACUGUUUGAUUCACACCCUCCUCUAUAUUCUCAAAUGGUGUGUAGACAAGGAGUGAUGAUUAAUUUGAUCUUUUUUUCUGCAGAUGAAGAUUGCCAUAGCAGCUUUGGAUUAGAUUUCAUGAAUAAUCAUUGCACCUAGCAUACCUUUGUGUGAUGGAAUUUGAAAAAACAUUCCCUGAUUAAGUCAAUGUGGUAUCAUUAAAUAAUUAGGUUGAGAACUGGCGUAAUUGUUUUACUUGGUAAUUGGUGGUUAUCUAUUCAUAACAGAACUUGGAAUGGUGGAAGAGAAUUGUAAUUUCAGAGUCUUUUAAGGUCCAGGGGGGAACUGGUCUAUUCUCAUUAUGUAUUUUAGCUUAAAAGAUUAUAAGGUAAUCUUUAUUAAUGAUUAAUAAUAAUUAAUCAUUAAUAGAAAUGGUAAUCUUUAUUAAUGAUUAUAGAUUAAGGAUAGUUUAUAGGACACUCAGCCCACUUCUAACACUUGCCUUUGAAAUGAGUUUGAAAUAUGUUUCCAUUAACUCUGAGUUAUACUAAUAUUUGGUUCACAUUGUCAUUUUAGAUUUUGAAAAUAUUAGUAUUAGAAAGUUGGGGAAAUGGCUUAUCUUGUGUAUUUAAAUGUUUGUGUUCUAUUUCAGCUCAGAGGGCAACACUUUCUUAGGGGUACUAACUAGGCCACUGUUCGUAACUGAUCUGUAAGGUUCUGGUAAUGUGCACACUGAAGGAUUUCUCAGAAGUAGGUCUCUUCCCAUGCACUGUGCUUGUUGAUGUGCCUGUGAAACUCAUCUCUGGGAAGGAGACAUGACUUGAAACAUUCUCAUCUGUAAACUAUAUAUAAACUUAAUGACUUUUUUUUUUUUAUAAACCAAGACCUUGAGACAAA
Molecule: messenger RNA, 4469 nt
Organism: Bubalus bubalis (water buffalo)
Lineage: Eukaryota; Metazoa; Chordata; Mammalia; Artiodactyla; Bovidae
Gene: GOLM1
Product: golgi membrane protein 1
Exons: 10
Coding region: 389-1606 (405 amino acids)
Cellular component (GO): Golgi apparatus
Source: RefSeq, a predicted model, not a curated record